AUGUCCGCGCCCACGAACAUUAUCCUUAAUGACCAAAUGGAGGAACAGAGCCCUCCCGUGCCUCCCCCUUCUGUCAGGGCUGUUCAGAGCGUCGGUUCGCUUUUGGUUGCAUUCUUCAUCUUGCAGGGUAUCGUCGACUAUUUCUUAUUACGAAUGUUGAUUGAGACGGCGCAGACCGUGAAGGGGCCGCUGGCGUGCGUGGCUGCGGUGGGGAAUGGGACUGCUACGUAA
Letharia lupina is the source of this 231-nucleotide messenger RNA. RefSeq lists its product as uncharacterized. NCBI's taxonomy places the organism in Eukaryota, Fungi, Ascomycota, Lecanoromycetes, Lecanorales, Parmeliaceae. The transcript has a single exon. The record is from RefSeq and is a predicted model, not a curated record. Bases 1 to 231 code for a protein of 76 amino acids.